Tachysurus fulvidraco (yellow catfish) is the source of this 1188-nucleotide messenger RNA. Its product is annotated as H-2 class II histocompatibility antigen, I-E beta chain-like. Gene Ontology annotation, cellular component: MHC class II protein complex; membrane. The coding region runs from base 97 to 834 and encodes 245 amino acids. Gene Ontology annotation, molecular function: MHC class II protein complex binding. NCBI's taxonomy places the organism in Eukaryota, Metazoa, Chordata, Actinopteri, Siluriformes, Bagridae. Gene Ontology annotation, biological process: antigen processing and presentation of exogenous peptide antigen via MHC class II; immune response; immunoglobulin production involved in immunoglobulin-mediated immune response. The record is from RefSeq and is a predicted model, not a curated record. The transcript has 5 exons.
AUCGUGUCUCUGCAGCAUGUGAUUGGUCACUUUAAUAAGACUGGAGGAGUUUGUACACAGAACACACACUGAUCUGUCACACUUCUAUCAGACAUCAUGAUGAAGCUGUGGAUUUGUCUCCUGGUGGAAUUGUUCUCCAUGUUGGACUCAACACAUGGAUAUUACCAUGAGAGGCGAUCUCAGUGUAUUUACAGCUCCAGAGAUUUAAGUGACAUGGUUUACAUCGAUUCUUACAUUUUUAACAAGGUUGAGUACGCAUGGUUUAACAGUACAGUGGGAAAGUUUCAGGGCUACAGUCCAUAUGGGAUUUAUAAUGCAGAGUUAUGGAACAAUGAUACAGCCUUACUGCAAGGUGAGCGAGCUGAUGUGGAUAACUUCUGUAAACACAAUGCAGAGAUCUACUACACAGCUAUAACUGAUAAGUCAGUUCAGCCCCAGGUUGAAGUGAUGCAGGUGAAGAAAUCAGACGGCUCUCAUCCUGCAGUGUUGAUGUGCAGCGCUUACAACUUCUACCCAAAGAUCAUCAAAGUGACCUGGCUGAGGAACGGUAAGGAGGUUAAAGGAGGUCAGACGUCCACUGAGGAGAUGGCUGAUGGAGACUGGUACUAUCAGAUCCACUCACACCUGGAGUACACACCUGAGUCUGGAGAGGAGAUCUCCUGUGUGGUGGAACACGCCAGCUUCAAAAAACCCAUGAGCUAUAAAUGGGACCCGUCCACUUCUGCACCUGAUAAGAGUAAGAUUGCUAUCGGAGCGUCAGGGCUGGUGCUGGGGGUCGUGAUUUCAGCUGCUGGAUUCAUCUACUACAAGAAGAAAUCCUCAGGACCUUAUUAAGGCCUCCGGAUUGAUGACACUUUAAAAGGAAUAAACUUUUAUUUUUCAUUCUAUUUCUGGAAUCUGAAAUCUUCACUAUGGACUUUAUCUGUGUUUUAUAUUAAACAAACCGUGCUGUAAGGAAUCAGUCAGAUCAGUGACAUGUUUGUACAUCUAUUAAAGCUGAAGAUAAUUCUUUUACUUUUCUUUAUAUAGAAUUUCUACAUUUUCUUUCUUCAUUAUCGUAUCGAGAUCAAUGUUUUCUGUUCAUUUUUAAAUAGAAAGUGUUUUAUCUUUUCUGCAAACAGAAAUCCUGUUUUUAUUUCAGAUGAUCAAAUUCACACAGACUGGAUAAUAAAACUGCUUUGAAUUAGA